Messenger RNA from Closterium sp. Yama58-4, 264 nucleotides. NCBI's taxonomy places the organism in Eukaryota, Viridiplantae, Streptophyta, Zygnematophyceae, Desmidiales, Closteriaceae. The record is from the annotation of a GenBank genome assembly.
AUGCUCUGGGCAUACCGCAGCCCUGCAGUAUUCGCCACCUUCCCACUCAUCUUGAGCCGCUUUCCCCGUCUCCCCCCUCACAAUCCCCACACUCACCUCCACCCCCUUGGCCGUGCGCAGGGCAUUCUCUUUGUGUGGCCGGACAGUGCCUCAGCGGAAGAGGCGGAGCGCACGGCCAUCUUCGAGCCCGAGGGAGUGGACUGGUCCGCCUUUGACGUGGCGCUGUAUGCACGGCGUCUGCCCUACAGCUACGAGAUGAGAUGA